GUCGCGUCUCACUUGCGCCUCAAAAGCUGCAAGUUCCUGUCCCUUUUAUUUUUUCUAACAGAAAAAAAAGAGGUGGCAGGGAAUUUGAUGCGGACAGCGCCCGAGAAGCAGCUUUGUCAACCUACAAGAGCUCUAGCAAUAGUCAGCCAACGAUCCUGAACCACGCAGGCUAUGUACGGUACAGUGAAGUUAUAGCAGGCAAUAGAAUACCAUUCAACCUUAACCAUGCUGCAACAAACCCAAAUGCACCCAAUUUGAAUAUUGGUCAAAAUUAGGCCGCCUGAGCUAUUUCUGGCUUUAAAUUGUAGUUAUCCUCUUGAUAUAUAAAAUACGCUCGCGGCUGCCCUUCUGCGUUCAUGUAUCUGGCAGCCAUAGAAGCUCUAGAGGCCCCUAUUUGGGGCAAAUUGGUAUAGCUUCAGAUAUCAUUCACAAGGCCAGGUAGUUGGUAAAGUAAACCGGUGUAUCGGUGUAAUAUUCAUAAUAUUAUUAGAUUGAUAAAGAAGACAAAUGCCACAGCACAAGGCAUCUAACUGGUGCUUGUAGGGACAGACAUUUCUGCCCUUUUGGUAGGCGUUAAGGAUAUACUGGGCAGCCAGUCGCGCGACAACCCCACCACUCUCACUUCACUUCACACCAGCCAUAUCGCGUCCAGGAACACGGCAACAUCAGCAGCUCAACUUCACCUGUAUCAACAAACACACUAUAAUCAUCAUGACAGAGCACUCCAAGAAGCGCCGUGCAAGCACCGAGGAUGAUAGCGACGGCGGUGUGCCUCACAAAACAUCCAAGAAGACCAAGAACGUAGCAGCUGCCGCUGCGCCAGCGGGCAAAGAUGAUGAAGGAAACCCAUUCUGGGAUUUAUCCAACAAGCGCCGCGUUGGAGUCUCACAGUUCAAAAACAUGUGCCUAAUCAACAUUCGAGAAUACUACGAAAAGGACGGCAAGCUGCUUCCUGGUAAAAAGGGCAUCUCACUAUCUCUUGAGCAAUACACAACACUGGUCAGGGCCAUUCCCGGAAUCAAUGCCCACCUACGCUCCCUCGGUCAACUCGCCAAUACCAGCGACGACGUGGACGACGACGAUGCGGCGGCCUCAAAACCUUCCAGAAAAGCCAAAACCAAAGCUGAAAAGGCAAACAUUGACGCAACAAGCGACGAAGAAGAGGAUGACGAUUAAGUGUCAGCCGCAAAUCGCGACUGUCACUUCUGUACAGUAUUUUCACAAACAAUCUAGCACAUGGCCUUGCCGACAAAAUGGUUGUAACCCAAUAGCAAUUCUAAUAUAUAUAUCUCAAUAUAUGGAUACAAAUCUUUCC
Messenger RNA from [Torrubiella] hemipterigena, 1315 nucleotides. Lineage: Eukaryota; Fungi; Ascomycota; Sordariomycetes; Hypocreales; Clavicipitaceae. The record is from the annotation of a GenBank genome assembly.